AUGGACAGCCCUUCCCAUUUCUUCAAUGAUUGCCUAGGCCUUAGCGACGGGGAUUCGUAUCCAGGCACUUUCGACAACGACAGGGCAGCUGCGUACGACCAGCACCGCGUGAAGCUAUACAACGACAAGCUACUAAUCGGCGACUCGCCCUUAUCGAGGACACCCAAGUCCCAGGUGCCCAGAUCCAGUAUGUGGGGUCGGAUACACACGACCGAUAUGGAAGGAGCAGUUCCUGAUACCCAACCACUGUACAUCGACCCAAGCCUAUACUCUGCCAACGACAGCAUCACGGCACUUCCCCUGCAAGCAGAAGAGUCUUCAGCGACACCGGAAUCGCAGCCAUCGAUGCGCCGCCCGUCGAGUACCAAUUCGGAUUUCCGCCGGGCUUCCAAGUCCGGCAGCUCAUUGACCGACCUCACACCACCCGACAACCCUCCACCUAAGAAACGGAAGCCCAGGAAAACGAAAAGGGCAGCAAACAUGCCUAAGGACGAGGAGAAAAGGGUCAAAUUCCUGGAGCGGAACCGCAUAGCGGCAAGCAAGUGCCGAGAGAAGAAGAAGCAGUUCGUGUCCGAACUAGAAGACACCAAGAUCGACCUCGAGGCCCAACAUGCCCAGCUGCAGCUGGAAUAUAACAGCCUGUUGAGCGAGGUGAGCGGGUUGAAACAUCGCUUGAUGGCCCACGCGAAGUGCAACGACCCAAAUAUCGACAGCUGGCUGUCGAAUGAGGCCAGGAGAUUUGUCCAGACCACCACGGAUCUCUUUGGUCCUUACCAGGGCCCGUCUUCCCAUUCCUCUCACACGCGGAACCACAGCACCGCCUCCAGCCGGCAAAGCGUCAGCUUCAACCCGCUCGACACCGGGGAUAGGCGCGACAGCAUUGCAUACUCCCAAGCAUCCCCCACCGACAUGGUUUUCCCACCGAUCGGUUCGCCAAAGUUGAAGACCGAAAUGAGCAUGAACUAUGAUCACAUGCCCGACAACCUGUUCAACUCUGAACAGUAG
Molecule: messenger RNA, 1005 nt
Organism: Phialemonium atrogriseum
Lineage: Eukaryota; Fungi; Ascomycota; Sordariomycetes; Cephalothecales; Cephalothecaceae
Exons: 2
Coding region: 1-1005 (334 amino acids)
Biological process (GO): regulation of transcription by RNA polymerase II
Molecular function (GO): RNA polymerase II cis-regulatory region sequence-specific DNA binding; DNA-binding transcription factor activity, RNA polymerase II-specific
Source: RefSeq, a predicted model, not a curated record